This is a messenger RNA of Brassica rapa (field mustard), 5087 nucleotides long. RefSeq lists its product as uncharacterized. NCBI's taxonomy places the organism in Eukaryota, Viridiplantae, Streptophyta, Magnoliopsida, Brassicales, Brassicaceae. The record is from RefSeq and is a predicted model, not a curated record.
UAUGAAUCUAAAAACUACCCUUUACAUUUUUCUCUCCAUCUACUGUUUCCUAACACUCAAAAUCUCUUUUCUUUUGCCUUUUCCAUUUUUUUCCCUUUAUACCGAACUUCCUCCUCCCAAGAUCAUCCUGAAGUUGUUUACAUGUUUUGUAAUUGGAUUUAGUUUGUGCCUUAAAUUACAAAUUUAAUUUAAGGUAUGCACACAGCACACUCGCACUUAAAUUACAAAUUAAUUGGGUAGGCUAAAGCACUAGCUAGAGCUUUGUGCGAUUAGGUUAGGUUUAUUUGUAACGAAUUAGGUUAGUUUUUUAAUUUAUACAUUUAAAUAUGGUCCAAACGUGGACCUCACAUUUGUAUUUGCUGACGAGAGCUUGUGAAAUAUAUAUGUAAGGUGUCUCAGAUGAGGUGUUUAAUAAGUUUUCCAAUCAUAAUUAAAGUAAGGGAUCCCUUAAUUAAAGUAAUCGUGUAAAAAAUUAAAACAUGUGAGUGCUUUCCUAAUUUCAUCGACCUCUAGAGAUUUCUUUUCCAUAAUGUUAUUGGUUGAUAUUGGGUCGCACGCAGCCACCAUUAACUUUGUUUUCUUUUCUUUGUCCCUAACAAAUUAAAAGCUUUGAAACGAUUGGUUUAAUGCCUUGCAUACGAAUACUAUAUUCAAAGUUGCGGGUUUGAUUCAAAUACCAUAUAAUGCUGUUCUUGUUUGUUUCACUUUUUUUUGUGUUCUUCUUAAGGGAUAACUAAAAGAUUAUAGAGGCUAUGUAUUUAUCUUACAAAAAUGUAAAACCAAAUAACAACAAAUUUUAAACAUUUGUUUAAGAUAUCUCAAAAUAAGUAUGUUCUUAUAAUAUAACCACAAAUCAAUAAUGCCAGAAGAAAUAUACCUUUGGUAUAAUUUUUUAAAAAAUUAGAAGUUAUCCGGAUUCUUAACACUUACUGAUUUUACAAAAUGAAGAUAAGUGUUGAGUAGCUAGGGCAUGAAAUCUGUAAAAUUAAAUCUCUUAUAAUGUGAACAGAAUUAUAUCAAAUAUAUCAUAAAAUUUGAAAGAUUGAAGGUGAAAGAAUAUGACAUUAUCGUAUUUUUAGUGAGUAUAUAGAGUGAUACUAUAAUCAAAUGAGAAAUGUUAUAUAACUAUACGCUGGAGGCAUAGGAAAUAUUUAUAUGUUCAUAAAUAAAUAAAUUCGCUGGGCGUGUUCAGAUUUUAACUUUCAGAUCUAAUGAAGAGCUUGUAUCUACUGACUAGCGACUAUACAGUCUUAAAUUAAACAAAUGGAAACGUUAAAAAUUAAUUAUGUAUAUAUGGAUUGUCUUCGUUUUUUGAGCAAAAUGUAUAUGGAUUAUCUUGUGGGGUAUAUGAGGUUAGAGAGUUGUAUAGCUUUAAAAGUGAAUGUAAGGUAUAUAGCGUGCGGAAUAUAUACUAUAUAGUUAUAUCAGCAUCCGAUAGAUAUGUCGACUGAAUCACAAUCUAAUACCCAUUUUUAGUCGACAUCUAAUACCCGUUUAUAACGAAAGUUAGGUAUAACAUGGAAUUUAGAAGAUAAACAGAUUCUAUAUUCUUUAUGUUCAUGCGCAUGUGAUUCUCGUCAGAUUUUAAUUGCCGUUUAACGGCGCCAAGCGAUUUACUAGCUAGUAAUACUACCAUUACUUAUCAAGAACCCUCAACAACAAUUUUUUAUAAUAACGUUUUACAAAUUGUACAUUUUCAUAAGACGGUGAUUAAACCAAGCAAUUUAAUUUUGACUCUCUUUCCGAUGGAAACCGGAAUAUAAUAAACCACUGCUUUUCGAUCCACUAGCUAGAUUGCAUGACUAAAUUCUGGAGGGAAUCGAACUACAUAAUAUUCAAAUUUACGGUCUAUUUCUAGUUACAUUCCCAAUUACGUUGAUCAAUCAUUAUUCAAAAAAGUAUUAAUGAUCUAAACCUGAAACUUGAUUGGUUUGUCCAUAUUCUCAAGUUCCAUCUCGUGUGUACAUGUUCUGGUUAGAUACUCCUAGGAAUGUUUAUAACUAUUACGUGUUUGGUAUGAACAUGCAGAUAUUAUACGCAGAAAACGCAUAUUACUUCAUCUCUAUUUGUUGAGUCAAUAAUAUUUAAUAUAUGUUAUCUACGGCCAUUAAUUAUUGUUUUUAAAUGGUGUGAACAAAAGACUAAAAUUAGUGGUAGAUGAAUAAAAAAUAGCAUGCGGAUAAGAGUUUUAAAUUCGAUAAACACGAUUUUACUUUAAAUACAAGGGAUAAAUCAACCAUUAGCCAAUUGUGUCUGACUCAUGUUAAAAAAAAAAAACUUUACCAGUUAAUUACUUUCUUUCAAUUAUUCAUUAGUUUUUGUCCUUUUAUUAAAAUGUUAGUGCACUCAUUCCACAAUCGGUAGAGAUACUAAUGUUUUAAAUUAGUUUUUUUGUCAUUUUAUUGAAUGUUUCGAGUGCCACGGUUGGAAAGAAUUCACAAAAAUGAGGAACUUGUUUAAGCGUUGUAGUGAUAUAUAUAUGAGGUUUCCAGAUCAAAACCAUGUACUCUCCAUGUACAAUCUGCAGCUAGCAAUGAAAAACUAACAAUUGAUCUUGAGCGAUGUACUUUUCAAGAUUUGGGAUAUAUUUUGGAUUCCAAACAUAAAGAAAAUGUACUGGGUUGUCUGUGACUGUAGAAGAUUUGACGUGGUGAUAAGUUAGGUUAUCGUGUAACAUGUGUACAUAGCAUCGAAUACAAAUGUUAUAUUCUGUUAUGAUGCUUGUGAGUUGUGACAUGGUCCAUUUAAUCUGUGUUUUGUCUCCUAUAUAUACAUAUAUAUGCAUACACGGGAAAGCAUAAUAUAAAGGUACGAAAGACAAAAUUCAUAAAGGAGGUUCAAAAGGGAGACAAGUGGUUACGAACCUUAAAAGCAUGGCCAGAAGUUUAGUAACUUAAAAGAUAUGGGUCGAAGCAUAAAUAUCAAAUUAGCUCACAAAGUAAUAAAGAGAGAUUUAAAGGGUGGAGAGCAUUAACAUUUAAUUAAGUCAAUUAAUAUGAAAAAUAAAAAACGAAAAGGACACUGUGCCACUAGUAAUUUAUAAGGGGCAAAUUGUGGAAUAAAUAUUUUAAUUAACGUCGGAUUAUCACUAUAUAUAUGGAUGGAGGGAAGGACCACGAAAGACAAACCGAGAUUAGUGUUGAAGAAAACAAAAAAAAAGAGCAAGAAAGAAAGAGAAGAUUGUUGCAUAGAAAAAGAGAGAGAGACAAAUGGAGUGGAGAAAAUGGUAUUUAGAUGCAGUUCUUGUUCCAUGUGCUCUACUUGUGAUGUUUAGUUACCACAUCUACUUGUGGUACAAGGUUCGAACCGAACCUUUCUCUACCAUCGUCGGCACUAAUUCUCGCGCUCGUCGAUCUUGGGUUGCCGCCAUCAUGAAGGACAACGAGAAGAAGAACAUCUUAGCUGUACAAACACUACGAAACACGAUCAUGGGAGCGACGCUAAUGGCCACAACUUGCAUCCUCCUCUGCGCAGGUCUCGCCGCCGUUUUAAGCAGUACUUAUAGCAUCAAGAAGCCUCUAAACGAUGCCGUAUUUGGAUCCCAUGGUGACUUCACAGUCGCACUCAAAUACGUAACCAUCCUCACUAUCUUCCUCUUCGCCUUCUUUUCUCAUUCUCUCUCCAUUCGCUUCAUCAACCAAGUCAACAUCCUCAUUAACUCUCCUCAAGAUCCAUCCUCCGAUGACUUCGGAAGCUUCGUGACUACUCCCGAGUAUGUCUCUGAGCUACUCGAGAAAGCUUUCUUGCUAAACACGGUAGGUAAUAGGUUGUUCUACAUGGGCUUGCCUUUGAUGUUGUGGAUAUUUGGACCCGUGCUUGUGUUCUUGAGCUCUGCGUUGAUGGUUCCUGUUCUAUAUAAUCUGGACUUUGUGUUUUCGUCGGGGAAUAAGGAGAAGUGUAAAGUGGAUUGUCAUGGAGAUUCUGAUGAUCACUGCUCUCCUUGAUAUUAUAUAUGUUCAUGUUGAAUAUGUAUAUGAUUAAUAAUAAACUUGUUGAUUAAUCUAAGUCUUUCAAGUUGGUUGUUGCUAAAUCGUUUUUUUGAAAGCGGGUAUUCUUGUAACCGGAUUUUCUAUGACGAAAUUUAGUUUAAUGAUGCGAAUACACUCAAGAACAUUUUAUAUCCUAAAUUUUGUGUAACAUGCAAACGCAUUAAGCUUGUGUCCUGAUGAACAUGUUGUUUAUAUACAUAGUUAUAUAAAUCUUUUACGAAAAUGUUUGAAUUAAGUCUUUGGGAGUCGUGGCUUCUAAUUAAGUGAUCAGAGGAGGUUCUUGGGACUCCAAAUCGAGUUUUUUUUCUAGAAGUUUGUGAUUAUAAUGUUAAGGUGGUUUGGGUACAAAGGUCUUGAGAUGAGAGUAAUGGAGAUGCAUAGGAUGAGAUAUGCAUAUCUUCAACAACUCGUAGAUGAAAGUUGAAUGACGAAAAUUGAUUGCACCGGUUCAUUUGUGGAGAAGGGCCAAAGACAUAGCCAUUUAGAAUAAAUCUUAAACAAUCUAUUACAAGAAAAAUAACUUAAUUUACUUACCACUAAUUUUGGAAUAUUCAGACAAAGAUUAAUUUUUGGUUAGAUCAAUUAUAACGUAACAUAUAUUAAAACCGGAUCUAUAUAUGUUAUGCUAGAUAAACUUUCAAUCUAAGACCAACAUGUAAUAAAUGUAUAACCAAUUUUUUGUAUGUUAUUAAAGAUAUAUUCCAACUUUUUAUGUGGUAUUUUGGACUUUGUGUUUACUAGUGGUAAUGUUCAGCGCCUGAACCAAUACUUCACCGGUGGUAAUGGAAUGGACAAUGUGGGUGCUACUGAACCAUCCAGAGCAGAAAUCGAAUCCGUUCGAUUUUAGUAACUUCGUCGCAGAAGUUAAUGGUUAUAGCGCAUAUAUAGGCCCAUUUGCGCAUAUAUAUAGGCCCAUUAAAAGCCCAAUAUAAUUGUUAAUUGGUUCAUUACCUUUUCUGUAUGUUCCCAGAAUCGAACCCUGAUCCGGAUCCUAUCUCGUCGGCGAGGAACGAAUUGCUCGCUUUGAGAGCAAUUCACAGGCGGAGAAGCUGCGAGGAGCGUUUCUCUCAAUCCAAUUUCGCCACACCACUAGUUUUU